This is a messenger RNA of Dreissena polymorpha, 1301 nucleotides long. RefSeq names its product nephrin-like. Gene Ontology annotation, molecular function: protein binding. NCBI's taxonomy places the organism in Eukaryota, Metazoa, Mollusca, Bivalvia, Myida, Dreissenidae. The transcript is spliced from 7 exons. The coding region runs from base 144 to 1301 and encodes 385 amino acids. The record is from RefSeq and is a predicted model, not a curated record.
UCCGUAUACAGUCGGUAAUCCAUCGUCGACAACUGUUGUGUGGACACGCGAAAGGGAGACACACAUUGCAGAUUCCUAACCUGUCUAUACUAGACAUCAAACUGACUGAUGAAGGAAUAUAUACAUGUACAGCGUCCAACAAAAUGGAGCCUACAAAUUGUAGUUCCAGGCAGGGUUAUGCCCGUACGAGUUUCUUCUUGGAUGUACAAUAUGCUGCUCAGAUAACACGGUACGUUGCCAUCGGCUAUGAUAAUCAGAUGGUAAUUAAUGCUACUGAAAACGACGAUGUUCAUUUAGUUUGUGAGUUUGACAGUGACCCAGUAGCAAACAUAUAUAUUUUAAAUGGUACACGCAUUCUGAAAAGGGGACAUAAUAAUACACUGGUUGCCACUAUUUCCCAUGCUCGAUGUGAAUACGAUGCAGCAGUUUACAGUUGUCAGGGUGGUAACAUACAUUCCAAUUCUACAGGAAUGCAAGAACGCGUAUUACAAGUCUUCGUUAAAUGUGCACCAAGAAUAUCGCCAUUCUCACCACCUGUCACUAACAUCUCGAGGACAAUAAACGGAUUUGUGGUUCUGACGUUUACAAUUAAGGCAUACCCUCCACCUAACAGAGCUGCAUACUCGUGGUACAGAUUGAAUGACUCAGCGUGGAUAACGAUUAUUGAUGUUUACACUGCGAAUAUUAGCAUUUCUGCAGAUGGAUUGCAGACAAAUAUGUCUAUCUCCAGAUUACAGAGCGCUGAUUUUGGAAGAUACAGAGUCAGUGUUUACAAUGACCUUGGAAACGCAACACAAGAAUAUGAGCUUAGAGCACAUUACAAACCUGAACCACCUAAAAAUCUCAAUGUCAAAGAAGGUUCAUUGAAUGUGGAUUCUUUCACAGUUGAAUGGGAGCCCGGUUUCAAUGGUGGUGAAGAACAGACAUUUUAUAUACAAUAUAAGCCCAUGGAGUCAACCUUGCAAUGGACAGACGUGAAUGUGUCGUCUAAUUCUUGGAAAUAUACACUUCUUGGGUUACAGUCUGGGACAACAUAUUUUAUUAAAAUGUUUGCGAGGAACAUCGUUGGUAUAUCAGAUGAGACAGACGUCGUUACUGCUACAACACUCGUGGGUUUCGCCAAUUCUCCUUCAACUCUAACAUCAGUUGCUAUUGGAGCGGCUAUAGGUGGAAUCGUCUGUUUUACGUUAUCUGUUGUCGGUGUCUUUUGCUGGAAGAAACGCAAACCUACAAAACAAAAACAGGUCGUCAUGCAAUACGAAGACCUGAUCGUUCCACUGAAGCAACAAUGCCCCCCAUAA